CGCAACGUGGUGGUCUUUUUUAUUUUUUUUAUUUUUUAAUAUUUCACAUGUCACUGCUGGCCGCCGCCGCACCAUGACGUUGGGAAGCUCAUUCGCCAGCUCACGUCGCAUCUAAGAUUUGUUUGUCUUGCUGCUCCCCAACGGACCAGGAAUUCGGUGCUGGGAGACCACACAAGUUACGUGACACGAGAGCAGCAACAACUCCCGAGUCUCACUCCAUUUUCUGUUCAUUAGCUUUCCCCCUCCUUCUGCUGCUUGACUGUUCUUCUCAACGUCCUUGCGUUGGUCCGUAUUCCGCCCUUUCUUACGCCAAGUUCCGACUAAACAUCACGACCUUUGCGAUCCGGAGCCUCAUGUCGCCGUGAUUCUUCAGCCUACCUACCCUCCGCUCUCCCGGUCAGCUCGGACUUAUACGACCUCUACAUCUCACUGUUACAACUCCACCGCCUCCCACGAUGGAGAAGUUUAGCCAGUUCCGCGACAAAGGCUCGGGCAUCUCGCCCUUCAUCCCCGUCAAAACAGCCCUCUCCCCCCUCUCCUCAAUCUUCCACACCUUCCUCUUCUUCAUCCGCCUCCCCCUCUUCCUCACCUACGCAGCAACAUACUUCCUCUUCCUCCAACACCUAUGCCCCUUCCUCCCCGUCGCCGUCCGCAAGGUCCUCCUCUGGGGCAUGAUGGGCAUCCCCGGCAUCUGGUGGGUCGACCUCCAGCUCGACGGCGUCCGCCGCGGCACCCUCGCCGACCAACCCCCGCAGCGCUUCCCCCACCCCGGGUCCGUCAUCGCCGCAAACUUCACCUCCCCCAUCGACGCCGUCUACCUCGCCGCAAUCUUCGACCCCAUCUUUACAAUCUCCUACCCAAACACCAGAUCCGUCGAGCGAAUCUCCCUCCUCCGCGCCGUCUUCUACGCCCUCUCCCCCGUCCGCUUCGCCCCGUCGCCGUCAAACCGAAAACUCACCGACCUCGCCACCCUACAAACCCGCUACCCAGACCGCGUCGUCGCCGUCUUCCCCGAGGGCGGCACCACCAACGGCAAGGGCGUCCUCCCCUUCACACCCUCUCUCCUCGCCGUCAGCCCCGAAGUCCACAUCUUCCCCGUCAGUAUCCGCUACACUCCCGCCGACGUAACGACCCCGAUCCCGGGCCGCUGGUUCAAGUUCCUCUGGGACCUCCUCUCCCGCCCGACGACCUGCAUCCGCGUCCGCGUUGCCGAGAGUAUCCUCAAUUCCUCCGCCGCCCAGACCAACGGCGUCUCGUCUUCUGUGGCUGCUGGCGAGACUGCUCAACGACGAAUCGGAGCCGGAGGCGGCGAUGCGCCCGCGCUGUCGAUCGAGGAACAACGGGUGUUGGAUAAGGUUGGCGAGGCUCUCGCGAGGCUGUGUCGGAAUAAGCGCGUCGGGUUGACGUUGCGGGAUAAGGCUGCGUUCAUCGAGGCGUGGAACGGGCGCAAGUGAGCUACCUAAGGCUUUCCCAGAAUCACCCAUAAACAGCAGGGGACGUGAUGGGGUGAAGGGAUGUUGGUUCAGGCAGCUUGGUGGCCGUCGUGCUUUUGCGUUUUUGCCAGGGUGUUAUUGCAUAGCUAGGAGCUUCGGAGGCGCUCGUUGUGCCAUGUUUCGAUGCGAGUGGAAGUCAAAAAAGCGGCAUGGGUCGGGGCUUCUGUUAAAGGGAAUCCGCUAUGUAAAGGAAAGUGCAGUUUCGACGUUGUGAAGUGUGUCUUUUUCUUGGGACUACGCAUACCAUAAGUAC
Molecule: messenger RNA, 1746 nt
Organism: Colletotrichum godetiae
Lineage: Eukaryota; Fungi; Ascomycota; Sordariomycetes; Glomerellales; Glomerellaceae
Product: acyltransferase
Exons: 2
Coding region: 456-1454 (332 amino acids)
Molecular function (GO): acyltransferase activity
Source: RefSeq, a predicted model, not a curated record